Acipenser ruthenus (sterlet) is the source of this 1286-nucleotide messenger RNA. Its product is annotated as V-type proton ATPase 116 kDa subunit a 3-like. Lineage: Eukaryota; Metazoa; Chordata; Actinopteri; Acipenseriformes; Acipenseridae. The transcript is spliced from 9 exons. The annotation marks the transcript as partial. Gene Ontology annotation, biological process: vacuolar acidification; proton transmembrane transport. The record is from RefSeq and is a predicted model, not a curated record. Gene Ontology annotation, molecular function: proton-transporting ATPase activity, rotational mechanism; ATPase binding. Gene Ontology annotation, cellular component: vacuolar proton-transporting V-type ATPase complex; plasma membrane; proton-transporting V-type ATPase, V0 domain.
AUUUGGCGCACGUUUUUCGGGGGGCGCUAUCUGAUCCUGCUGAUGGGGGCGUUCUCCGUUUAUACGGGCGCAAUUUAUAACGAGUGCUUCAGCAAAGCGAUGAACCCCUUCCCCUCGGGGUGGAGCGUGACGGGGAUGUUUCAAAACGGAGACUGGAGUGAAGCUGUACUGGAAGGAAACCAGUACCUCACUCUGGAUCCCAACGUCACGGAUGUCUUUCAUGGACCUUAUCCUUUCGGCAUUGAUCCAAUCUGGAGCUUGUCGAACAAUCACCUGAACUUCCUGAACUCCUACAAGAUGAAGAUGUCUGUGGUGAUCGGGAUCAUUCACAUGACCUUCGGAGUGUGCCUGGGGGUCUUCAACUACAGUCACUUCAGGAAGGGGUACAGCAUUGUUCUCGUCUUCCUCCCCGAGCUCGUGUUCAUGGUGGCUCUCUUCGGGUACCUCGUCUUCAUGAUAGUGUACAAGUGGCUCGUUUACGGACCCCACAACUCCCAGACCGCCCCCAGCAUCCUGAUCCACUUCAUCAACAUGUUUCUGUUCAGCACCAGCGCGGACAACACGGAGCUGUACACAGGGCAGCAUAUUGUUCAGAUGGUCCUGGUGAUACUGGCCUUGUGUUCGGUCCCUGUACUCUUGUUUGGGAAACCCCUCUAUCUCUUCUUGAACCACAUGUUAAACUCUCGCAUCAAGAGCUCCAGUUCCUCUGAUCGGCGCCCCCUGCUGUCUCAGGAUGGGGAGGGUUGUAUCAACGCUGUCGAGGGAGACGUGGAGGAGGGAGGCAGCGCGGAGGAGGAGGAGGAGGAGUUUGAUUUCUCAGAGGUCUUCAUGCACCAGGCUAUCCACACUAUAGAGUACUGCCUGGGCUGCAUCUCCAACACCGCGUCCUACCUGAGACUGUGGGCGCUGAGCCUCGCACACGCACAGCUGUCAGAGGUGCUGUGGUCGAUGGUGAUGCGGAACGCUCUCUCCUGGUCUCAGUUCUACGGCGCUGCGAUUCUGUUUCCUGUCUUCGGGUUUUUCGCUGUGCUCACCAUCGCCAUCCUGCUGGUGAUGGAGGGACUGUCAGCCUUCCUGCACGCGCUGCGACUGCACUGGGUUGAGUUUCAGAACAAGUUCUACUCUGGGACGGGAUACAAACUGACUCCGUUCAGCUUCUCUUCCAUCCUGGAGAGUCUCAGCAGCCCCGUGUAAAAACAUGAAUAAAAAUGACAAAUCUUCAACUAUAACAAUGCGAGCGAAGAACUCGACCUCAAAUCUUCCAAUAAAAUGAAUUAUUAUUAUUA